Molecule: messenger RNA, 1815 nt
Organism: Daphnia pulicaria
Lineage: Eukaryota; Metazoa; Arthropoda; Branchiopoda; Diplostraca; Daphniidae
Exons: 1
Coding region: 1-1815 (604 amino acids)
Biological process (GO): DNA integration
Molecular function (GO): nucleic acid binding
Source: RefSeq, a predicted model, not a curated record
AUGGAAUUAUCCGCCGCUCUCCUCGGCCAACGUUUGGCUCAAACGAUUAAAAGGGAACAACGACUGAAAAUAGACGCUGAAACGUAUUGGUCCGAUUCGUCUACGGUACUUCGUUGGAUUUACUCAACCCAUUGCCGUUACCACACUUGGGUAGCCAACCGAGUGGGCGAGAUUCUCACUCUGACGGAGGCCAAACAAUGGCGACACGUACCGGGCGUCUUAAACCCGGCCGAUGAUUGUAGCCGUGGCGUCGAAGCAGUUUGUCUGACGGAAGACAACCGCUGGUGGACCGGUCCAACCUUUCUCCGACAACCCAAAACCAGCUGGCCAGCCAUGCCGGAACAUUUCGAGCCGCCGGACAACGACCCCGAAAUUAACCAUUCAAAAUUUGUAGGAUCAACUUUGGCUCAAGAAUCUCAUCCUCUUCAUUCACUGAUUCAAAAGAACUCAAACUUGUGUCGGUUAAAAAGGAUUAUCGCCUGGGUCCUCAGAUUUAUCCAUAAUCGUUCCGUUCCAGCCGAAGAAAAAAGAUUAAAACCUUACGCCCUGAUUCCCGAGCUGAGAGAAGCUGAAGUCAUCCUCGUUCGACUAGCCCAACGAGAAAGCUACAAAGGGGAGUACCGAAAUCUGGAAAAGGGGAACGAGAUAAAGCCUGAUUCACCUAUAAUCACUCUGACUCCAUUCUUCGACUCGAAGGCAAAAAUAAUCCGCGUAGGUGGUCGUCUAGGCUACUGCAAUUUCCCGACGGAUAUCAAACAUCCGAUAUUGUUGCCCUCGAACCAUCACGUCACAAAUCUCAUCGUGCAACAAGCCCACUUACUCCUCCGUCACGCGACCGCUGAAAGAACGCUCGUUGCUGUACACAAAAAAUACUGGAUUCCCCGAGGCAGAACUUCCGUCAACAGCAUAAUAAGAAAAUGUUUUGACUGUAAUAGAUUCAGGGCGAAGCCGGACAUUCCUUUGAUGAGCCCUCUCCCAGCCCACCGUCUUCAAGACGAUCGUCCCGCUUUUUCUAACACCGGGAUCGAUUAUUUUGGGCCUAUUGUUACUACUGUCAGGCUACGAAAGGAGAAACGAUGGGGAAUCAUUUUCACCUGUCUGGUAUCUCGAGCAGUGCAUUUUGAAAUGGCUUAUUCCCUGGACACGUCAUCAUUCCUCCUGACCUUUUGGAGAUUUUCACGUCGAAGGAUUCGGCCCGAUGUAGUAUACUCGGAUAAUGGAACCAAUCUGACAGCCGGUGAAAAGGAACUUAAGGCCGGUCUUGAACGCCUGAAUCAAACCAUCAUUGCAGAGGAACUCGGCGCCCAGAACAUCGAGAGGACGUUUUCCCCCCCUUCCGCCCCACACUUCGGCGGGGCAUGGGAAAGCUUCAUUAAGACGGCCAAAGAUGCUCUGUGUUUCAUCCUUCAGGACCAUUCCUUCCCGGACGAAGUUCUCAUCUCAUCUUUAGUCGAAGUGGAGUCCAUUAUGAACGACCGUCCCAUAGGCAGAUGCUCCACGGAUCCAAACGACCCGGCCGUCUUAACGCCUAAUCAUCUUCUCCUGGGCCGAGCAAAUCCUAGCCUCCCGGCUGAUGUGAUUUACGAGUUCAAUCCAACUUCUCGUCAGCGAUGGAGGAACGCUCAGAUAAUCGGGGAUCAUUUCUGGCGAAGAUGGACCGCCGAGGUAGUUCCCUCUCUACUAAGAAGAAAAAAGUGGUUUGCUGAUCGUCGACACAUACAAGAAGGAGACCUGGUGCUCGUCAUCGACCCGAACGCUCCAAAAGGGCGAUGGCCCAUCAGCCGUGUCGACGAAGUUUACCCUGGGAAAGACUGA